GAAGAAGGCGAUCAUUACAAAGUGAAAGUAGGUUUAAUUUAUCAUCGUAUUAAACACGAUAAAACAACCCCACGUUUGACAAUUGAGUUUAAAGUGAAUUAUUUAUGUUUCAUGUGUUAAAUAUCAAGUUGAAUCGAUCACUGAGCGUACAUCAUAAGUUUCUUGUGUUUGUUACAAAACCGGGAUCAGUUCGUAUUUUAGUUUUCUCGCGUCAUUAUCACGCCCCCACUGUAAAAAGGAUGCAGUGUAAACAACGUCAGCAGUUAGCUCCUUAGCUGGUCAGUCAUGGCAGUUUUUGAGACGAAGAAGCAAACAAAAGUAACUCUUGACGACACCAUUCCUUUAAAAUGCCUGGUAGAAUCCGCAGAAAAACGAGAAGACCACAUGGAAUAUUGUGUCAAAGUGCAGAGGGGUCCCAUUCCAGAGAACAGCUGGACAGUAGAUAAGAGAUACAAUGAGUUUGUGGCUCUUGAUGCAGAGCUAAGAAUAUCAAACAUUGAGCUACAACUGCCUCCCAAAAAAGUAUUUGGAAACUUUGAUAGAGAGUUCAUUGCAGAGAGGCAGCAGGGGUUACAGAACUACCUCGCCGCAGUUGCUGAUCAUCAUAUGUUAUCUAAUUCACUUUUCUUCAAAAAAUUUCUUGAUUCUACAAACUAUUCAAUCAAUAUACCAGAACUGGCAUUACAACAUGUGUCUAUGGUGUUCAGAUCAGAGAAGAAAUGGGAUGUGUUGGAACCUCUGCCAGAUAUAGGAUGGAGGAUAAGAAAAAGUUAUAUCCUAGUUAAACCAUUGGAUCAACACAAAGUUCGCCAAGUCUUAUCAUGGAGUAGCUUUGGUCCAGACAAAUAUAUUGCUGAAAAGGAACUCAAUGCUAUUAUAAAGUUGUUACCCACAAUUCAGCAUCCAAACAUCUGUCCAGUUGUGUUCUCCACAACCACUGAAAGUGGAGGACUGACCAUCAGGGCAUAUCAAGAGAAGGGAACCUUGCGUGACGCCGUCUGUAAAUGUAAACCCAAGAACCACUACUUAAAGAAGUAUGCAAGUCCCAAGUCUUGCUCAACGUUGGAACUAAAUGCAGUGAAAAUUGUUGGAAAGCAAAUUCUGGAGGCAUUGAAGUUCUUACAUGAGAAAGGAUUACCUUAUGGUCAUUUACAUGCGGGAAAUGUGGUAAUGGAGGGUGGAAACUGUCGUCUGCUAGAUCUCGAGAACUCGUUACUAGGGCUGCCAUCAUACUAUAGAUCAUUUUUCACCCAGUUCAAAAAGAUCAAUACCUGUGAGUUAAUAGACGUCUAUUGUUUUGGUCAGCUGUUGUACGAGGUGGCCUUUGGUAAACAACUCCUGGCCCCUACCUGUGACUCCCUGCCACCCUCCUCUCCCCCAGAAAUCAGAUCUGUCCUGGAGUCCAUUUUGUCCCCAGAGGCCUGUAAAGGAGGUUUGCCUACAGUCGAGGAUUUACUCUCACACCCCUUCUUUGCUGGAGUGGUACUGCCUCCUUCAGAUAAACCAGUCCUGAAAAUUCCAAGCAAGCUGAAAGAGGCCAUAAAAAGUGCUAAAGAACAGAUGGAGAAAAGAUUGAAAGAAGAACAAAAAAUUAUAAAUCAAUUGAAGAGGUUGUCUAAAGCAAAGCAAUUCCACAUGUCAGAGGAAGAGAAAAAGAAAAGGAGGAAAUCAAAAAAGAAAGCAUUGCAAGAGAAUGGUGACAUAGCGACUGAGCCAUCUGCUUCUGCAUCCAAAUCUAGUGAAUCCACCAAACCCAGUGAAUCUACAUCUAGCCAGCCACCCAAAGGUACCAGUGUGCCUGCUGCUCCUCCACCCCCAGCACCAGCUGCCCCACCCCCACCUCCGGCCCCAGGGGCACCACCACCUCCAGCCCCACCCCCUCCAGGAAACUCGGCCCCCGCUGCUGCCCCACCCCCAGCAAGAGCUGCCCUGCUGGGGUCUAUUACUGGCUUCUCAAAGAAAGGCCUUAAGAAGGCGGUCACUAAUGAUCGCAGUGCACCGAAAGUAUAGGGCCUGAUGAACAAUGGGGCCUAAAGACUCGUGUAUUCUCAGUUGUCACUUAUAGGCUUUUACUUGUGAUAAACUGCAUUUACGAAUAUUUACAGUGUAUUUUAUUUCAUUAACUAAAGGUUAUAUCAGAAAUACCUGUAUAUCAGACUCAGUGUUUAUAGUUAUACACCAUUGCUUCAGCCAUACAUUAUGCUUCAGGUAUCAAUGACAUUUUACAUUAGAGCUUUGUUUCUUGGAAUGAUAGUAUGAAUGAUGAAUGCUGUUGACAUUGUUGUUGAUAUAUAGCAUUUGAUGAGGUCAAUAGUGUAAGAUUUUUCAUUCAGAUUCCAUAGGUUGUCUUAAUGUGUUUCAUUCAUGAAAGUGUUGGAUAUCUGUCAGUGCAGAAAGAGUAUGUUGAUCAUGUUAUUUAUGUGUUUUUAAAAAGAAAUUGGUGAGAACAAAAUCAAAGUAAAGUUCUGUUAGAGAUUAAAAUUUGGAACCAUUUACUUUAAUGAAAUUUAUACAAACAUGUACAUGAAUUUAUAUAUACUCAAAUUCAAGUGUUUGUUUUUAUAGUACAGCCAUGCAUUCGAAUGUUAAUUUUUUCCUUAUUUGACUAAUAUCAUGUUAGACAUUCUCUGUUUGUUAUAGUGCUACAAAUAUGGUCAUCUAUUUUUAUUGUCUUAAAUCAUUAUAAUUUUCAAUGCGCUAUUUACUGGUAUGUUCAAAAGAAGUACAUUAUGAAAUCAUCCCCCCCCCCCCAUCAUCUGAUUGUUGUACUCUUAGCUAAUUGAUAAUUUAUAGAUUGAGAUUCAUUUUACAAGAAGUUUUUGUUGGUUAUAAGAAAUACUCACAGAGUCUUAGUUUUACUUUGCAUAGGGAACCUGUAUUCAAUAUGUUUUACAUAUGACCAAGUGUAUAAAAUAAGUGUCAUGAUAUCUUAUUUAACAAUUGGCCAAUUUCAACCAAAGUUUGAUUUGACACCUUUUAUACAACAUAAGAAUAUACUUAGAUGUAUAUCCACUUAUAUGUAUCAAACUAAAGAAAAGAAAUUCUGAAAAUCAUUCAUGCAUUAUAUAUUGUAUAAAUAUUUAUUUUUAAGAAAAUAUACCAAGCAGUACUAACCUUUAGUUACAAAUGAUUAUUCCAUCCAAUGAUAAAUUGCAAUGAAUAAACUCUCAUUCCUAGAGGCUAUCACUUUUUUUAAAACACUCAUAUCAAGAAUUGUUGUUAUUCAUGAUUUGAAUUAUUACCUACCAGGUAUUAUAAGUUGAGAUAAGAAAUGGCUUGCCCUCAAGAAAUGUGAAAUGUUAGCAAUUUAUUAAACAAAUUUUAGAAAAUGUCCAAAUCCUGCCAUUGUCUUUGAAGUUGACUGUAAUGUGCAUUAUUUUGUUAUAUACUUACUUGAUCUUGUAAAAGACCUAGUUAUACAGUUGGAUGUAUCUGGAACAUUGAUAUCUUGAAUACUAUGGACUAAAAAAAAGUCAGGAAUUCCAACCACUGUAUCUUUUUUAUUUUUAACUCCAUAUCUUUUAUCCUACAAUAUCUUGAAGUUUUCCUUGAGCCCAAUUGAAUUUGAUUGUACAUGUAUUGAUUUUGUGAACUGAUAUUUACAAUUGCCAAAAAAUAAUGAUAAAAUCAUAUUCAAAUGUACUUACCUUUAUAUCAUUGACAUGUAUUAUGAUUAAGCGCAUAAUCAUUGUAAUUGCAUCAAUUAUAUUCUUACAUAAUAUG
Messenger RNA from Magallana angulata, 3723 nucleotides. RefSeq names its product PX domain-containing protein kinase-like protein. Gene Ontology annotation, cellular component: late endosome; extrinsic component of endosome membrane; early endosome. Gene Ontology annotation, biological process: early endosome to late endosome transport; endosome to lysosome transport; protein phosphorylation. Bases 286 to 2010 code for a protein of 574 amino acids. Gene Ontology annotation, molecular function: phosphatidylinositol binding; protein kinase activity; actin binding. Lineage: Eukaryota; Metazoa; Mollusca; Bivalvia; Ostreida; Ostreidae. The transcript has 15 exons. The record is from RefSeq and is a predicted model, not a curated record.